Besnoitia besnoiti is the source of this 483-nucleotide messenger RNA. RefSeq lists its product as uncharacterized. Lineage: Eukaryota; Apicomplexa; Conoidasida; Eucoccidiorida; Sarcocystidae. Bases 1 to 483 code for a protein of 160 amino acids. The record is from RefSeq and is a predicted model, not a curated record. The transcript is spliced from 2 exons.
AUGUUGGACUGCCAUUUACUCCCUGCGGUGGAUUUCCGUGUACUCGUCACGGCACUUGCUGGGUGCGUUUCUUCCCCGGUGUGCACAGGCAUGUUUUCUUCGGUUGUCUCUUUUUUUCAGCUCUUGGUAAAAGAAGGUGACGACGAAGGCACGCAGCAACAUUGGCGUCGAAACAACGUGCGCGCGACCACGCUCAUUUUCGCGAUUGCGAUCGGCGUAGCUAUCGCAGCAAACAUUUACUUGCUCACGCGCGGUAGCUCGCGGGGCAUGACUCUGAAGCGGAAGCAACUGCAGCCGGACAAAAACAGCGGCGAACCGGUGAAUCUAGACUUCGAUGAGAACUACCAGUUCCUCUUUGACAGGCACGGCAAGCGCAUUCGCUCACGACGCCGGGUCCCCGUAAUUGAAGAAAACACAGACGCAGAAGCAGGCGAAAUCGAACGCGAGAACGUAUCUGAAAAGGUGCAAGAGAAGGCCUUGUAG